AUGGACGCCCCAACCCCCGCCGAGGGCGCCGAAAGCUACUACUUCACCCACAACCCACCGCCCAAGUCCCUCCAAUCCAACGUCACCCUCGCGCGCGAAUUCAUCCACCGCCACGCCGACGAAGGCCGCCGCGUCGUGCUCGUCACCUCGGGCGGGACCACGGUGCCCCUCGAGUCGCAAACCGUGCGCUACAUCGACAACUUCUCCGCCGGCACGCGCGGCGCCACCUCCGCCGAAUACUUCCUCGAAGAGGGCUACGCCGUCAUCUUCCUGCACCGCCAGUUUUCGCUGCUGCCCUACUCGCGCCACUACUCGCACAACACGCGCAGCUUCCUCGACUUCAUGAAGGAGGACAACGGCCGCGUCGUCGUCGACGAGCAGCACCAGGCGGAGAUGCUGCGCGUGCUACGCCAGUACACGGCCGCGAAGCGGGACAACAAGCUGCUGAUCCUAAGCUUCGUUACCAUCACCGAGUACCUAUGGGAGCUGCGCGAGGUGGCGAAGCUCAUGCGGCCGCUGGGGCCGAACGCGCUGUUCUACCUCGCGGCCGCCGUGUCCGACUUCUUCGUCCCGCACGACCGCAUGGUCGAGCACAAGAUCCAGUCGUCGGAGGAGUUCAAUGCGGACAGCAGCGCCAACGGGCUCCCCAGCGGGAAAGUGCCGGCGGCGCGCACUGAGGGCCGCAGUCUGAUCAUCGAUCUGGAGCCCGUGCCCAAGUUCCUCAAGCAGCUGGUCGAUGGCUGGGCGCCCGAGGGCAUGAUUGUGAGCUUCAAGCUGGAGACGGACCCGUCGAUGCUCGUCAAGAAGGCGCAGUACUCGCUCGAGAGAUACGCCCAUCACUUGGUCAUUGGCAACCUGCUCAUGACCCGGAAGUGGGAAGUCGUCUUUGUGUCAGAGAUGGAUGGCGAGAAAUGGAUACGGGUUCCUCGCAACCGGCGCACGAGGAGUAUAUCCGGCAUUGAAGCCUUGAUCGGUAAAGCAGCAGCGGCCGCGGCAGCAAAGGGGCAGUCUGUGGAGUCGCCCACGCUGACAGCAGAGGUGCUAGAAGGCGACCCGGCACAGGAAAUCGAGUCUCUUAUCAUCCCAGCAGUCGCAGAAAUGCACACCAAGAUGAUAGCCCAAGCGACGAACAAAUAG
Mytilinidion resinicola is the source of this 1137-nucleotide messenger RNA. RefSeq names its product phosphopantothenate-cysteine ligase-like protein. The record is from RefSeq and is a predicted model, not a curated record. Gene Ontology annotation, biological process: coenzyme A biosynthetic process. The coding region runs from base 1 to 1137 and encodes 378 amino acids. The transcript has a single exon. Gene Ontology annotation, molecular function: phosphopantothenate--cysteine ligase activity. NCBI's taxonomy places the organism in Eukaryota, Fungi, Ascomycota, Dothideomycetes, Mytilinidiales, Mytilinidiaceae. Gene Ontology annotation, cellular component: nucleus; cytoplasm.